AAGAUGUGGCUGUGGUGUGCACGCUUUCAUCAACCACAGAAUCCAAUAGCUCAGAUUUGUUUCGGUUUUUCUGUUUGUACAUUUGGUACAUCUAGGAGGCCUUGUAUCCUUAUAUAUAGACACCAAACUGUUGUGCAAGGUCUCAUGCAUAGUGAACUCAUAUCUUAGCGUAACAUAAGAUAGACAGACGAUGGCUUCUUCCAUGAUUUCUUGUGCCGUAAGCCUGGCCACCCCAACUCAAGCCAACAUGGUUGCACCCUUCACUGGUCUCAAGUCAAACGCCGCGUUCCCUGUGACCAAACAAGCUAACACCAUCACCUCUCUUCCUAGCAAUGGUGGCAGAGUACAAUGCAUGAAGGUAUGGCCUCCAAUUAACAGGAAGAAGUUUGAGACCCUCUCAUACCUUCCACCACUUUCACCCGAAUCUCUUGCUAAGGAAAUCGACUACCUUCUUCGCAUGGGAUGGGUUCCUUGCUUGGAAUUCGAGUUGGAGCAUGGUUUUGUGUACCGUGAGAACCACCGGUCACCAGGGUACUAUGAUGGACGAUACUGGACAAUGUGGAAGCUACCCAUGUUUGGAUGCACCGACUCUUCUCAGGUUUUGAAGGAGUUGGAGGAGGCUAAGCAGACAUACCCGCAGUCAUUCAUCCGAAUUAUCGGAUUCGACAAUGUACGUCAAGUGCAGUGCAUCAGUUUCAUUGCCUACAAGCCCCCUCUUUAAAUUAGACUACGAGUUUCUACUCUAGCUACCAAUUUCCGCAGAUUGCACUCUAGAGUACUCACUCACCUUUGUAAAAUAGUACGCAGAUUUUAUAAUGGCAAUAUGAGAUCAUGAGUAUCAUGAAUAAUACUAUGUUGCCCUUCACCGUUUCAA
Daucus carota subsp. sativus is the source of this 874-nucleotide messenger RNA. Its product is annotated as ribulose bisphosphate carboxylase small subunit, chloroplastic-like. The transcript has 3 exons. The coding region runs from base 191 to 721 and encodes 176 amino acids. Lineage: Eukaryota; Viridiplantae; Streptophyta; Magnoliopsida; Apiales; Apiaceae. The record is from RefSeq and is a predicted model, not a curated record.